AUGCUUGUCCCCCGCGCAGCCCUCGACCUGGCUCUGCCUCUUGUCAAGACGCUCCCCGAGAGCGCAGACUUCAGCAAGACUGUGCAGCCAUACCUCCCACAACUGUACGACCUUCCUUACAAGGUUUUCGACAGCCUCAACAACUGGGAGGUGCUGCAACAUGUUUACCUCAGCACAAACCCGUUGAUGACAGCGCUCGCAUUUGCGAUCUUCCUUACACCGAUCGUCUUCGUUGUAGCCGAGAUCAAUCGCAACUACUCGCAGGUCGACCGCUUGUGGAGUUUACUCCCUACCAUUUACAACAUACACUAUGCUGCAUGGGCCCACGGAAACGGACUGCCAACGUUGAGACUAGACCAUAUCAUGGCCGUGAGCAUCAUCUGGAGCGCACGCUUGACAUUCAACUACUGGCGUAAAGGCGGAUAUUCGGUGGGGAGCGAAGAUUACAGAUGGAACAUCGUAAAGGACUACGUUGGACCCGUGGGCAUGUUCAUAUUCGACAUCACCUUCAUCGCUUUUAUCCAGAACAUCCUUCUCUUUGCCAUCACAACCCCAACAUACGUCCUUCUUCUGAACUCGCGUAUCACCGGGAACGAACUCUCGACAUACGACACCAUCUUGGGCCGUACCAUGCUAGUCCUCGUCGUCAUCGAGUUCUUCGCCGACCAACAGCAAUGGAACUUCCACAAAGCCAAGGCUGCUUACCAAAAGUUUGCCAAAGUUCCCACCGACUACAAGCUUACGCGCGAACAACUUGAUCGUGGCUUCAACACCUCGGGGCUGUGGGCGUGGUCGCGUCAUCCCAACUUCGCUGCUGAGCAGGCAGUCUGGAUGUGCUUGUACCAGUGGGGCUGCUUGGAGAGCCAGACGUACAUGAACUGGACUUUCGCCGGCGCUUUCUCCUACUUGAUCCUCUUCCAGGGCAGCACAUGGCUCACGGAGUUGCUGAGUGCAGGCAAAUACCCUGAGUACAAGGUGUACCAACAGCGUGUGGGCAAGUUCCUGCCCAGUGCCAACACGAAGAGCAUGGAGGCGCCGAAGACUGAAAAGGAGAAGGAGAAGGUGGAAUCAGCCAAGGCCGGCAAGGGUGCAAAGAAGCUUUGA
This is a messenger RNA of Dothidotthia symphoricarpi CBS 119687, 1104 nucleotides long. RefSeq names its product DUF1295-domain-containing protein. The record is from RefSeq and is a predicted model, not a curated record. NCBI's taxonomy places the organism in Eukaryota, Fungi, Ascomycota, Dothideomycetes, Pleosporales, Dothidotthiaceae. Gene Ontology annotation, cellular component: membrane. The transcript has 2 exons. The coding region runs from base 1 to 1104 and encodes 367 amino acids.